AAAAAUAAAAAUUACGAAUUCACAAGAAAAUUAAAUUAAACAAUUACAAAAAUAACCCAAGUGUGUCAAUGAUAUACAAACAGCCAAAGGUCAUGCACCCAAACCCAUGUGGCGAAGGAGGGGGUUAUGUUUACGAUGGCCUCUCAUCGCCUCGAAAAAAAUAGCAACACUUCCUGCCUAACUGACCGGCAAAUUAGGCAGCCAACCCCCUCAAGCAAAAUAAAACGUUUGACAAACUGCGACACGUUUAAUAUGGCAUUAUUGCGAAUUUAAUUAGAGUCAUCGAAGUUAUAACGAAAUAAAGAUCCGUUACGAAAUUUCUACGCGGGAGCCUAGUUGAGGUGGUUUUGUUUCGGACUGAAAUGGCGGCUCUCCCAAAGCGAAAAUACACCUCAGAAUAUGGGGACAUUUAGGAAGGAUGUUCAAUGGAAUUGUGACUAUUAUCAUAAUGUUCUUGCAUGGUUUAAAAGUUAAUACAUAUGAAUGGAGCAAUUUGAAAUUACCUUCAGAGCACAUACCCUUCUUUUUUAAAAAUAAUAAAGAUCUACUAAUCUUGUGUGAAAAGGAUGAAACAUGCUUAUUUAAGGAUUUUAUCAAUAAAACUGGAUGUUGGGGCUAUGAGAAAUCAUGCGACAAAAAGGAUCGCUACAGCAGACAUUAUUGUCCAGAGGAUAGCCGUAAUUGGGCCAAAUCCAAGUCGGAGCAGGAAGAAAAAUUUUGGCUAACAGCAGAUUUUGGCAUGAUUGCAGAAAGACAAAGGGAACUCACUCUUCUCUGCAAGCCCCAGUUAAAGAAAGAUUCAAGUCUUGAGUGCUCAAAGUACCUAAGAUAUUGUAGAGCUAAGAAUAUUUACUUUGACUUUUCCUCUGCAAAUAUUGUGAAUAGCAAUAACAGAAAUCGAUAUCGAGAAGAUGUGAUAAGACCUGGCCAGGUAGGGGGCCACUGUCAGUUAGAUGUGAAAGCUUUAAAGUCAGAAGGAGAGCACAAAAGUCCUUUACAGUCAUGGUUUGCUGAAUUAGAACACUUUACAGCCACUGAUUUUUACCCGUUAGAGGGGAAUCAGUGUGAGCUGGUGUUUGACAAACCUACUUACCUGAUUAAGUUAGAUGCUGGGAUCAACAUGUACCAUCAUUUCUGUGACUUCGUCAAUCUCUAUGCAUCACAACAUAUCAACAACUCCUUUAACACAGAUGUCAACAUUAUUAUGUGGGACACAAGUCCAUUGCCGUAUGGAGAUUUUUUUAGCGUCACUUGGAAAGCCUUUACAGAUCACCCAGUGAUAGCUUUAAAAGAUUUGGAUGGAAAAAAGGUGUGUUUUAAAGAUGCUGUUUUUCCUCUUCUUGCAAGGAUGAGAUUUGGUCUAUACUACAAUAUGCCACUGAUACCAGGCUGCUUUGGUAGCAGUUUAAUCAAGGCUUUUAGUGAACACAUUCUUCACAGGCUCAACAUUACUCAGCAGGGACCAUUAAAAAAAAAAAUUCGUAUUACUUUACUUGUGCGUGGAACUCAAUACAGAAAAAUAUUAAACCAAGUAGAGUUGUCUUCUGCUAUGAAAAUGGAUGGGGAAUUUGAAGUAGUGGUUGUUGAUUAUAAUGGGAAAGUUCCCUUUGAGAGACAACUUGAGACAACACACAACAGUGAUAUCUUUAUUGGGAUGCAUGGCUCAGGGCUCACUCAUCUGCUCUUUCUACCAGAUUGGGCUGUUGUCAUAGAACUAUAUAACUGUGAAGAUCCUGGCUGCUACUAUGACCUGGCUCGUCUGAGAGGAAUCAAGUAUAUGACAUGGGAAAGAAAAGAAAAACUAGUCCAAGAAGAUGAGGGUCACCAUCCAACCCUUGGAGCACAUGCCAAAUUUACCAAUUAUGCUUUUGAUGUCAAUGAAUUUAUGAGGUUAAUUUAUGUAGCAGCGGAUCAUGUGCGCAGCCACCCGAAGUUCAUCACAGCCAGGCAGUCUCAGAAUGGGCAGCAGCAAGAAAGUGAUCUAAAUAUUUCACAGAAAAUAGAGCUUUAACUUUCAUUGUUGUCAUAGGGUUUAGUUAUCAAGCAAUAUUAAGGCAGCAUUAUUUUAGUUUUAAUGUGUACAAAUAUGAUUAUAGUUUAAGAUCUGAACCAGUUUGAUUUUUAUGAAUGGGCUGUGAAAUCAAUAUUAGCAACAACCAUGUGUGUUAUUAUGGGAUGGUAUGAUCUGAUGGUAUAGUGCAUGGCUGCUAACCAAAGUCUUGAGUUUGGAAACCAGGCUCUACUGGGUACCUGAUUCAUGUUAGAGAAAGUAAAGGCGGCUGGGCUUAGUGCUGACCACACUAUCCAUUCAUGUUCCAAGGUGACAGAAACUGCUGGUCCAUGGGGCAGAUGAAGUAAACUGCACCAUGGACUACCAGGUCUGAAAGGGAAACUACAUUUUAUGAGUAGCAGAUAUGAGGAGAUUAGAAAUCUUAAAAAAUAAAACGCCUUCUAAUGUUGUCAGUUAAUUAGUGACAUUUGUAGAUAGCAGUGGUUUUUACAGGGGGUGUAACUAUUUUUGGGUUAAAUUUGGAAAAGUCUGUUUUAAAUAAAUGUAUUAAAUAUGUGUUACUGAUGGAAGCAUUGGGAAGUUUUAUUUUUCUUCAGUAAAAUAAAAAUCUGCUCCAUUACUAUCUUUUUAAGAAAUAAUUUUACACCUUUUUAUUUUACAUACAUAUUUUUUAGUUUUGAUAUUAUUUCUAAUAGUGAUAUUACCUCUGCUGUAUAUACCAAAGUAUUAUAUGUUCAGGUAGUCACUAAAUUGUAAAGAGGGUAUGUUGGAAUGGUUUCUGUACUUAUAAAUGUUUAUGCAAUUUAUUUUUUCUUUACAGAUGUUAUCAUUAAAAACAAUUGCUAUACUA
Molecule: messenger RNA, 2861 nt
Organism: Physella acuta
Lineage: Eukaryota; Metazoa; Mollusca; Gastropoda; Physidae
Product: EGF domain-specific O-linked N-acetylglucosamine transferase
Cellular component (GO): endoplasmic reticulum lumen
Molecular function (GO): protein O-acetylglucosaminyltransferase activity
Source: RefSeq, a predicted model, not a curated record